Molecule: messenger RNA, 1151 nt
Organism: Salvia splendens (bonfire salvia)
Lineage: Eukaryota; Viridiplantae; Streptophyta; Magnoliopsida; Lamiales; Lamiaceae
Product: protein GAMETE CELL DEFECTIVE 1, mitochondrial
Exons: 3
Coding region: 38-955 (305 amino acids)
Source: RefSeq, a predicted model, not a curated record
UAUAAGUAGAGUAGGAAAAGAUUAAUUUGAAUUUAAGAUGAUGCGCAGGCUAACCUCCGUCGCCCUAAACCCCAACACCGCGGCGGCGGCGGUGGGCGUCCGCCCUCUCUCGACCAAACGACCUACCAAAACCGGCGAGGAAGAGUGGAACGACGCGUGGGAAACUGCCUGGCUUCCAGACGAUCUCUCGGGAAAAUCCUCCCGCGCCCCAUGGGAAUCCGACGUCAGCUUCUCCCUCCCCGCCGCCGCGGAAAAUCCCCAAACUGCAAUCUCCUCCCCGCCGGAAGAAAUUGACACCGAGACCAAGGCUUUCGUGGAGGAUAUGAACGAUAAUUGGGACCAGAGGAAGGGCAAAUCGGCGAAGAAGGAUUCUGAUCGGAAUGCGGCUUCUUCUUCUUCUCUCUACAGCUUGGAGAAUAUUAAGAGGGAUUAUCGCCUCACGAAGCAGAAAAUCCACGCCGGCCUGUGGGCGAAGGAGAUUGAGAAACUUGAGGAGGCUAAAUUGGGGAAUUUCGUCUCCGGCUCCGACGACAUUGAGAAAUUGCUCGAUAGUGCCUCCGAGAUAUUUGAUUCUGCAAAUAAUGAUUUGGGAAAUUCGAUAUUGGCUAGCUCCGAGCUAAAAAACAAGCCGGAUGGCUGGGAAACCACGUCGAAAAAUCCAGAGGGUAAUGUGUGGGACAUGUCACAGAGGGAAGAAGACAUCUUGGUUCAAGAGUUUGAGCGUCGCAUUGCCUUCAAUAAGUUUCAGAUUGCAAGCUUCAUUAAAACGCACAUAUUUAGCCGAAGGAGGCCUGUAGAUGGAUGGAAAUACAUGAUCGAAGUUAUAGGCCCGAAUGCAAAGAAAGGGAAGGGGAGUGUCGCAAGGAUUCCUAGUGUCUCGGAUGAAUCAACCCAACCUUACAGAGAGGAGAAGCUUCCUCUUGCAGGUACUUACCCCUCCCCAAAAAGGCGAUGAACUUGAAUUCUAUUGCCGAGUCCGGCUAGAGCUUGCAGUUACAACUUAGAAAGCAAAUAGGAGAAAGAUUUUGCUAGUGGCUUCAUCAAUGUGGUAUGCUGUCUCUAUAACAAUUUGAGUUUGAAUGUUGUCGAAAUGAUAAAAUCACAAAACACCAAUUGGUGAGUGAAAUGAAAUUCAUUUUUGAUUUUCCAAA